AUGUUCUCCAAGAUCGAAGCCAUCACCCUGGACGCGGAGUUUCGAGCGCGUAUGAGCGAUCCUCUCGGCACGACAACGCUGGAGCUGAAUUUGCUGGAGGAUCCGACGGCCGGCCUCGCCACGGGCCCGGCGGAGGAGUUGACCCCGACCGAGCUGGAGACGCGAGUGCGGGUUCUCGUCUCUGGGUACACACCCUCCCUCUACCGACUCCUGUACACGCCUUUCGUGGAUGUGGUGGCACUGUUGGUGAAAGAGGGGCUGACUCCGACGGCAGACGCAGAGAUUCUGCAGAGCAGCAGCCCAAGCGGCAGCAACAGCGGCAGUGUAGCCACCACCGGUGGAGGUGUGGGCACUGGAACCGUGUCUAUCAACGUCCGACCGGUGCGACCGGAGGAGAUCAUGGCGCGCUGGUUUACGGACGGACCUGCCACGCUCAAGCUGCCUCACGCCACCGCGGAGGCGAUGGGCAAGCGACGAUGGAACGCAUUUUGCCGCGCACUGGAGGCACACUGGUCCGCUUUUGAGGACGUGAUGCCGCUCACGCGCGUUGUACAGCGCCACAAUCUGCGCGAAGAGCUCUACAUCCCGCUGUUUCGGCAGCUCGCGAUGGAGCUCGUUGACCCGACGAAGCGCGCCUCUGCUGUGGCAACGCUGCCCGGGAUUAUCUUGAGCCUUGCCAACGGUCGCGCGCCGCGGUCGGUGGGGCUGCCCGAGAGUGACACAGAGCGCGUGAGGCUUGUGUCGAACCUGUUUCUCGGGGUGGCGCAGGAGACGGGAAACACGGAUCUCGCCUACCUCUCUGUGCAGCUGCUGCGCGCCAACGAUCUGCCCACACCUUUCUCAGCUCAGAAGCAGAUCACCAACGUGUUUGCGGCCGCCUCCCGCAUUCAAACGGAUUGGCAGAUGCGAGCGACAAGUCUGUUGAUCGAGUCGUACCCCAAGUGGCUCGAGUACUAUAAGCGUGUGCAGCUUGACAACAAGAUGGCGCUGGAGGCCCUGUCGUGUGGAGCGGUGCCAACUACCAGCAACGAGAGCGCCGGGGCGGGAGAGGGCGACGUGACGACUGCCGCGUCACGUGCGCCGAGGAAAGCGUCCUGCGCCCUCGACAAACACCACGGCAAGCGAUCCAAGGGCCGCACUGCGGACUCUGGCAUGAAUGGCGAGGCAGCCGAUAGCUCCCUGGAAGGCACGGAAGAGCGGUCGACAGAGCAGUACCGGUAUUUUACCAGUCGCCAGCAGGACGACGUCACCCGCGUCACGGCACUCGAGGAGAACAUUGAAGCCGCGCUGCGCAGUCGAGCCUCGGAGCUGCGCGAAGUUCCCGUAAAUCGCCGUCGCAAGAAGAGCAAGGAGGAGGCUGCGUCGGCAGCAGCCAGCAGCUUGGUCUCCGAGGACUCAUCGGCGAUGCCUGCUUCACCAUCUGAGCCUUCUCUUAGUCCUUCAAGGUCCUCUCAAGACGCCGAUCGUGCCGAUCGCAGCAGCGAAGGCGUCGGCGGCGACGCAGGGGUGCAGAGUCUGAGCAUGGAGGGCGGAGCUCAUCCUAAGGACGAGGCUGCAUCAUCAAACCCAAAGGGCGUUUCUUCUAGUAAAACGGAGCUGCCCACCGACUCCGCUGAUUCCCUCGCGCCCCGACGUCGCGGCAAACUUGCGGCAUUCAAGUCCGAAGGGGCCUCCCACGACGGCGGCCGUGGUGCCGCGGUCAAGGUGGACGAGAUUUUCGACCUGUAG
Messenger RNA from Leishmania major strain Friedlin, 1728 nucleotides. RefSeq lists its product as hypothetical. The transcript has a single exon. The record is from RefSeq and is a predicted model, not a curated record. NCBI's taxonomy places the organism in Eukaryota, Euglenozoa, Kinetoplastea, Trypanosomatida, Trypanosomatidae. The coding region runs from base 1 to 1728 and encodes 575 amino acids.